Salvia splendens (bonfire salvia) is the source of this 856-nucleotide messenger RNA. RefSeq lists its product as uncharacterized. The coding region runs from base 189 to 713 and encodes 174 amino acids. The record is from RefSeq and is a predicted model, not a curated record. NCBI's taxonomy places the organism in Eukaryota, Viridiplantae, Streptophyta, Magnoliopsida, Lamiales, Lamiaceae. The transcript has 2 exons.
UCCAACCAUAUAUCCCGCUCAUCAACCGGUUCCACGGUACUGAUUUUGUGAAACAUGAUGGUCGUGGUAAAUCUGGCCGAAAUUGGGUUGAGUACCACGCCAAUCAUAUACAAGAGUGGGACAAUAGGCACAACUUAGUGUGGACUGAUCUGGAGUACUCAAAUGAGCCUAUUGCAACUGAUGAAUAUAUGGAUUGGUUUCGCCGAAUAAAUGUGGUGUACUUAACUAAACCUAGCGUGCAUGCUCAAGAGGGCUUCCAUGAAAUGACAUCUUCUCAUAGCUUCGCGGUGGAGACGCUUCAAAAAAUACAUCACUUUCUAAGUGGGCAAGAUAUGACAGGACGAACAGAUUUGGUAACAAUUUCGAGGAUGGUUGAAGAUGGUCUGCAGAUAUCUAGGGAGGCUGAGAUGAUGGACUAUCGUCCUUCCCAGCGCUUUGAGCUGGACAUUGACAUGCCCGUGAGACAAAAAGGGAAACGACGUGGAAAGAAGAAAACUGCUUGUGGAGAGUCGUCAUCUUCAAGGAUGGAUGCUCAUUUGGUAGAUGAUUCUGAUGAAGAUUUUGUGCCUCCACCUCCACCUAGAUCUGCAGUUCGAGGUCGUCAUUCUGUUAGCCACACUGGUGGUACAUGUGAAGAUAUUGGUCUUAAUGAUGUCCACCAUUCUCUACCUCGGUCUUUAGUGCGGGAUGACUUUUUUGGGGUGGAUUUAUAGAAUGCUGUUGUUCAAGAUACUCCUCCCUCUAGACUCCCUACUUCCAGAAUCGGGAAGGGGAUCCCUGGCCUGUUUAUGCAGAGAAGGCGAGACGAUUGAACUAAACUACAUCUAUUUUUAUUUGUUUAUUGAGUUGAACUUCG